AUGGCGUCGAGAGGGAUCAAGUGGUCACACUUUUACUUGAUCCUUCUCGGCCUCUCGGUGGUAAACGCUAUCUUCGUCCCUUGGGUUUUCAGGGGGAGUGAGAAGGACAGUCCCAUCCCCGUGGCGGCCCAGAUUGGGGGUAGUGCUAUGUCGAAGGGAGAGGUUUUGAAGAAGAGUCUGAAGAAUAAGUAUGCCUUAUUAACGUCGCUGUUUAUCUUCGCGUACCAGGGAGCUGAAGUUGCAAUUGGUGGCUGGACCGUGUCCUUCCUGAUCGCAUCAAGAAACGGAGAUCCUGCUGAAGUUGGUUAUGUCGUCUCCGGUUUUUGGGCAGGCAUCACACUCGGCCGCUUCGCCCUCUCCCCCGUGUGCCACCGCUUUGGCGAAAAGCGAUCAGUCUAUUGCCUUAUUCUUGGCUCGGCGCUCUUCCAGGUCCUCGUCUGGACGGUUCCCAGCAUCAUAUCCAAUGCCGUGUUCGUCACCAUCGUCGGGAUCCUUUUGGGGCCCAUAUAUCCGUGCACCAUGACGAUCGUCACACGGCUGAUCGAUAGCCACUUACUUGUCACCUCGCUAUCGCUCAUAUCCGCUAUUGGAUCAUCCGGCGGUGCGGUUGCGCCAUUCACGACGGGACUGUUGGCGAGUCGCUUUGGGGCGUGGGUGCUCCAUCCGGUCAGUAUUGCGCUGUUUGUCUUUAUGGAGGGUAUUUGGUGGACGUUGCCGACGGUUAGAAAACGGUCAGAGUAG
Morchella sextelata is the source of this 741-nucleotide messenger RNA. RefSeq lists its product as uncharacterized. Gene Ontology annotation, molecular function: transmembrane transporter activity. Gene Ontology annotation, biological process: transmembrane transport. Gene Ontology annotation, cellular component: membrane. Lineage: Eukaryota; Fungi; Ascomycota; Pezizomycetes; Pezizales; Morchellaceae. Bases 1 to 741 code for a protein of 246 amino acids. The record is from RefSeq and is a predicted model, not a curated record. The transcript is spliced from 3 exons.